Messenger RNA from Mercurialis annua (annual mercury), 429 nucleotides. RefSeq lists its product as uncharacterized. NCBI's taxonomy places the organism in Eukaryota, Viridiplantae, Streptophyta, Magnoliopsida, Malpighiales, Euphorbiaceae. The transcript has a single exon. The record is from RefSeq and is a predicted model, not a curated record. Bases 1 to 429 code for a protein of 142 amino acids.
AUGGAGCGAAUCGUCAUUGAUGAAGGAAGUGUUGUAAAUCUGAUGACGAAUUCUGCAUAUAAGAUGCUGGGAGGAACCGCAACGAGGUUGCGCCGAGUACCGAUCCCGCUAUCCAGACUCGGAGGCCCCUCAAUCAACCCACUAGGUGCUAUCUCACUGGAAGUUAUAAUCGGCCUGGAAAUGGGGAUCAACAAGAAGGUAAUGUCCUUAUUCAACAUAGUGGAUAUGGAACUAACAUAUAAUUCCAUCCUCGGAAGACCAUUCCUCCACGAUUCAGCUGCAGUAACCAGCAUAAGAGCUAUGGCAAUGAAAGUACCAACUGAGAAGGGAGUAGUAACGCUGGGAGGUGACCAGAACAUCGCCAAAAAAUGCUACGACGAGUCUGUUGUAGAUCUUCAAGAAAGCAGAUCAGAGAAGAAAGAAGAGUAG